AUGGAAAAAUCUUCCCAAGACCUAGCCAAAGAGGCAAAAGCUGAGAUGAGCUCAAACCAAGGAAAUUUGACAAAUGAUCAAUGGAUAUCAAUGGUGAGAGGCUUGGUAGCUGUACAAUCAUCAUUCAUAGAAAUAGAAAAUAAAAUAGGUGAUAUUGAAGAAAAACUGGGUAAACUGCGUGGAAAUAUUGAUACAAGUGAUGUAAGAUUAGAUGGAUCUUCUCAUACCAAUGACAAAUCAUAUAAAGCUUCUGGAAAAUAA
Puccinia graminis f. sp. tritici CRL 75-36-700-3 is the source of this 261-nucleotide messenger RNA. RefSeq lists its product as uncharacterized. NCBI's taxonomy places the organism in Eukaryota, Fungi, Basidiomycota, Pucciniomycetes, Pucciniales, Pucciniaceae. The record is from RefSeq and is a predicted model, not a curated record. The transcript has 3 exons. The coding region runs from base 1 to 261 and encodes 86 amino acids.